AUGAAAUCUAUGAAAGGGGGAGAAGGAACAUUGUCUCAGAAGUUAUCAACAUUUUUGUUCAGUAUCGCAAUACCAAUUGUCACUAUAGGAAUCACCCCUUCAGAGCUGUUUCUGGGCAGAGUCCGGAAGAAGCAAGCACAGAGCACUUACUCUAGUGCGAAUAAAAAUUUUGAGGUAGGAGAUCCUGUCUGGGCAAAAGUCUAUGGGAAGAGUCAAGAUUGGGAGAAAGGUUUGGUAACCAAGAAGCAAGGAGGAGCAGAUUAUGAAGUCCUGGUUGAUAAACAGUUAUGGCAUCGCCAUGCUGACCAGCUGAAGAAGAGCAUGUUGAAGGAAAAGAUGCAAGUAGUUCCUGAACCUACAGCCGCAUCUGAAUCAGUAUUUUCAACCACAGGAUACACCAGUUCCACCAAGAAGACAUCCACCAAGAGAACGUAG
This is a messenger RNA of Corticium candelabrum, 435 nucleotides long. RefSeq lists its product as uncharacterized. Bases 1 to 435 code for a protein of 144 amino acids. NCBI's taxonomy places the organism in Eukaryota, Metazoa, Porifera, Homoscleromorpha, Homosclerophorida, Plakinidae. The transcript has 2 exons. The record is from RefSeq and is a predicted model, not a curated record.